Messenger RNA from Acanthamoeba castellanii str. Neff, 288 nucleotides. RefSeq lists its product as uncharacterized. Bases 1 to 288 code for a protein of 95 amino acids. The transcript has 3 exons. The record is from RefSeq and is a predicted model, not a curated record. Lineage: Eukaryota; Discosea; Longamoebia; Acanthamoebidae.
AUGAGCGAGGGCGAAUUGAGUGCAGGUCCCGCUGCUCCGCCUCCCAGGCGUAUUGCCAAACGCACCAAGCCUCGUCGACGGCUUAUCGAUGAGAUGCCUGAGGUCGAGCCGAACACGGAGGAGGCGAAUGGGACUCCUCUGCCCGAGCUAGCGCAAGAGACCGAUGCUAUGCUGCAGGCGGAGGCGGCGCAGGAGCUGGCCGAGCGGCUAGACACCCUUAGGCAGCUGGCAAACGAGCUGGACCACGACCGGUGGCGUCUGCCAGAAGGCCCCACCACCCUCCUCUGA